Messenger RNA from Macrosiphum euphorbiae (potato aphid), 624 nucleotides. The record is from the annotation of a GenBank genome assembly. Lineage: Eukaryota; Metazoa; Arthropoda; Insecta; Hemiptera; Aphididae.
AUGUUGGACGGCUAUGCGGUGGUGACAAUCAUGGCAGGCCUUUGUUCGUCGAUCGUCGUUGGGACCGUUUUCGACAACGCCGAAAUGAUGACCGCUCUUGGUCCAACGGCCGCAAAGCCGCAACGAACUGCCGGAAAUUUCAGUGGCGUCUUGACAAGGAGUCCGCGGUUUGUGGUGGUCAACGGUGACGGCGUGCCCGACUACGACGGCGCGGAGGACGAUGACGACCAUGUCGUGUACGACUACGACGAUGGCGGUGGCAGUGGGGACGACCACGACCACGGCUACGACCACGACUAUCACGACAUCGGGCACGAUGACGACGACGAUGACGAUUUCGACCACGACCACGGUAGCGGUCCCGGUUACCACCAUCACGUGUGGUGGCACCACUACUACCACCACGGCGAACCACACCUACCGUUUCCACUGUUCCCGCCCAUCUUCGUGCACAGGCGACCCAGUCACCGCCGGUGCGAUCAGUGGCCAUUCGAGUGCAGGAGCACUUACGAAAUGAUCCAGUGGCUCCAAUGCUAUCACGAGUUUUUGGCCGGAUCGGGAAUCCACGACGAGGCUGGACUUCACGGGCUGGUCGGGGUGCCCACACACGCAUGGAAAAAGUAA